Molecule: messenger RNA, 7395 nt
Organism: Pygocentrus nattereri (red-bellied piranha)
Lineage: Eukaryota; Metazoa; Chordata; Actinopteri; Characiformes; Serrasalmidae
Gene: prkcg
Product: protein kinase C, gamma
Exons: 17
Coding region: 389-2476 (695 amino acids)
Biological process (GO): protein phosphorylation
Molecular function (GO): diacylglycerol-dependent serine/threonine kinase activity; zinc ion binding; ATP binding
Source: RefSeq, a predicted model, not a curated record
UCAUCUGCUCAUCCUGUUGGUAAAAACAGAAUCAAUCAAAACUUGGAAAGUGAAAAUCGCCUCUUUGUCUCGGCCCCUCUCCGCUCUCUAUUGGAUAAAGGGAUCGGGAGCCCACCACCACAACCUCCUCCUCCACUCCUCUUUCGUUCCUGGAAAGCUCCACUCUCACCCCUCACUAUCUUCCUCUUCUCUUUUCUCUUUUUUUUUUAUCCUUUCUCUCUUUGGGGGGCUGUUGAGAGUUGGUGGACUUUUCCUUUUCUUCAGCAUCUCGUUUCCUUCCGCUUUUUAUGAGUGAGGGUCGGCGGUGAGGAAGCUUCGAGAGGAAGAGGGGCGAGCGAGAAGAGCGACUUUUGACCAGGUGUGCCGACCAAACAGCCGAAAAUACAGCAUGUCUACCCCAGUCUCUCCAUCUCCCUCUCUCUCUCCGCUGGCCCUGUCCUCCCCAUCUCCCUCCUCCUCUCCUCUUCCCUCGCCCCUCUCUCCUCCACCCAGGCUGCCAGUGUUCCAGAGGAAAGGAGCCCUAAAGCACAAGAGGAUUGUAGAAGUAAAGGACCAUCAGUUCACAGCUCGAUUCUUCAAACAGCCCACCUUCUGCAGCCACUGCACCGACUUCAUCUGGGGUAUAGGAAAGCAGGGAUUUCAAUGCCAAGUUUGCAGUUUUGUGGUGCACAAACGCUGUCAUGAGUUUGUGACUUUCACAUGUCCUGGAGCCAUCACUGGACCUAAAGCAGAGGACCUGAAGAGUAAACACAAGUUUAAGAUACACACCUACUCCAGCCCGACCUUCUGUGAUCACUGUGGCUCUCUGCUGUACGGCCUCAUUCACCAGGGCAUGAAAUGCUCCAGUUGUGACAUGAACGUUCACAAGCGAUGUGAGAACAGCGUACCCAGCCUGUGCGGACACGACCACACCGAGAAAAGAGGGCGAAUUCACCUGAGUGUGCGCGGAGAGAAGGAGGAUAUAUAUGUCACAGUGUUUGAGGCACGUAACCUGAUCCCAAUGGACCCUAACGGCCUGUCCGACCCCUACGUGAAGCUCAAGCUCAUCCCAGACCCAAAGAGCCACAGCAAACAGAAAACCAAAACCAUCCGCUCCACUCUGAACCCCGUGUGGAACGAGAGCUUCACUUUUUCAGUGCGUGGCAGGCAGUGGGACAGGCGUUUGUCCAUAGAAGUGUGGGACUGGGACCGUACGUCUCGGAACGACUUCAUGGGCGCUCUGUCAUUCGGAGUGAGUGAGAUUUUUCGUCGACCCGUCAGUGGCUGGUUCAAACUGCUCAACCAGGACGAGGGAGAGUACUACAAUAUACCUGUACCCGACCCAGACCUGCAGGAGCCAGACUCCACUGUGUCUCCCUCUCUUUCUCCUGUUCCUGCUACCGUGGCAACACCUGUGCCUAACGUGAGCCCACCCGUGCUGAGCCCUGCACCCACCAGCGUACCAGCAGGGAAAAGCCGAGUCGGACUGCAUGACUUCAACUUCCUUAUGGUGCUGGGAAAGGGCAGCUUUGGCAAGGUGAUGCUGGCGGAGGAGAGGGGGGGCGAGCAGCUCUUUGCGGUGAAGGUGCUGAAGAAGGACGUCCUGUUUCAGGAUGAGGACACAGAAAGUGCGAUGGUGGAGAGAAGAGUAUUAGGGCUAAGCGGCCGCCCGCACUUCCUCACCUCACUCUACUGCGCCUUCCAGACCGAGGAUCGGCUGUACUACGUGAUGGAGUAUGUGAAUGGUGGGGAUCUGAUGUUUCAUAUUCAGAUUGUUGGAAAAUUCAAAGAGCCCCAUGCAGCGUUCUAUGCAGCAGAGAUAGCAGUGGGGCUCUUCUUCCUGCACAGCAAAGGCAUCAUCUACAGAGAUCUGAAGCUGGAUAACGUGCUGUUGGACAGUGAGGGCCAUAUAAAGAUAGCUGACUUUGGGAUGUGUAGAGAAGGCAUGAUGGAGGGAGACACCACACGGACGUUCUGCGGCACUCCUGACUACAUCGCUCCUGAGAUUGUAGCAUAUCAGCCGUACGGUAAAGCUGUAGACUGGUGGUCGUAUGGGGUUCUGCUCUAUGAGAUGCUGGCUGGCCAGCCUCCGUUUGAUGGGAUCGAUGAGGAGGAGCUGUUCCAGUCCAUUAUGGAGCAAAGCGUCUCUUAUCCCAAGAGUCUGUCCCGGGAGGCUGUCGCCAUUUGCAAGGGGCUCCUGACUAAGAACCCGGGGAAGCGCUUGGGAGGAGGAGAGGAUGCAGAGAGAGAGAUCCGGGAGCAUCCUUUUUUCCGCUGGAUCGACUGGGACAGGCUGGAGAGACUGGAGAUUCAGCCACCCUUCAAACCUAGAGCCGGAGGAAGAAAAGGAGAAAAUUUUGACAAGUUCUUCACAUCUGCUUCCUCUGCCCUCACGCCUUCUGACCCAGAUGUACUCGCAGCCAUCGAUCAGGAAGAUUUCCAGGGUUUUACCUACAUUAACCUUGAUUUCCCUGCCACCCCUCUCACCGCUGUCUGAGAUCAUCAUCUUAGCCCUACCUACAACCUUAAAACACACUUCAUUAAUCAGGAACUAGUUGUUUUCCAAUGAAUUGAUAUUAAUGAAAGUAGUUAACUCAAAAACACUCUGCUGUACAGUAAAAUCACCAGUGUAAGCCGCUAGCAGUCGAGAGAAUCAAGUAUUUUCCAGAAAAACAUCAGCAGUAUAUAUAUAAUAUAGUGCAUUUCUAAACAUUAUAUCUAAGCAUAUCCGAAUUUCUUUCCAAGAAAACUUUGAAAUGCAGAGUAUCAGAGCAACUCACCCUAAUUUAGCAGAAAAGGUCAGCUGUGUGCAACACCAACAGCACAACACCGUAUAGGCCGGUAUAGGUGGUGAUAUAAUCUAUAAUAAUCAAUUUGCAUGUAACAAGUCACCUUAUGUUAGAUAUUGUACACAUGUAUUCUGUUAGUGAUUCAGUGUGCAUGCAAAUAUAUUUUUGCCUCAGCAAAAAGGGACUAAAGUUGUUUGAAGCUCAGUUUUCCUAAAAUAUCUGAUUAAAAAUGGUAUUAAUUAGUGCAUGAUGCCAUUCUUGUGUACAGUGGUCAGAAAGCCACUGGAGUAACUUCGGUAAGGUGCUGCGGUUCAGAUCAGUAGCUAAUAUUUUCGUUUUCAAUUUCAGUAGCAGCUGCUCAUGUUGUGUUACAGUACCAAUGCUGAGUAGGCCUCUUUCUUUCCCUGGACAUGAGCACGUACAUCUCUCACUUUAUUCUGGAUCGAUUUUAAUGUUACACGUAUCUGAUAGCAUUUAUUAAGUGAUUUACUAUCAUGUAAUUAUAACAAAUGUAUAGGAAGGGUAAACUUGGAUGUUAGAUAAGUUGUAAAUUACAUAUCUAGGCAAAGAUGUGUAACACUGCAUGAAAUAUUCAAAUAUAAAUGCUUAAAAAUUAUAUAUGCCUAAAAGUUGCUUUUGUUGGACACUGUUUGAAAGCCAAAGCCUGAAGUGACAGAAUUUGUUUUGCACAGUUUUUUAAACCUCUUCUGUGAAUAAACAAAUAAGCUGAGUCGUUAGACUGUUGAGCGUAAUGCUGAAGUGUUUGUGGCAUCUUAAAAGUUAUGAGACUCAGUGUGUAGGUGUGUCAUCUAAGAAGCAAAGGAAGACGUUUGAAUUGAUUUUAAAAUGUAUAAAAACUCAAGACGUAUAAAAAUGACUGUCAGUAAUAGUCAUUAUAAACACUGGUGAUUUUACUGUAUACUGUUUAAUAAAUAUUAAAGGGGACUUCCACCAGUUUGCUAAAACACUUAAACAGUUGAGAUGUAAACAGAGUCGUUCAGAGCGGUUUGGUGGGAAACGCUUUGUUCUGGAGUCAGAACUGUUCACAGUGGUGGUGAUAGGAACCAGACGUCCACCUCUAAAAGCUCCCUCACAGAGCACGCCGCUGGAUGCCUGAUAAGGUUUUGAUAAGGUUUCGUCUGAAACCUAGUUUUUUUUAAUCCAUUCAUGGUGGAGAGAUGCAUGUAGCGUAUUGUAAGGAAACAUAUUUCCCAGGCAAAAAGAUUUUUUCUCAGAUUAACCACCUUCAGGCGUCACGUAUGAAAUGACCACAUGACUUUGUUUACAUCUCAGUGAUUGAAUUUUUCAAAAAUUGGUGGAAUUCCCCUUCAACAUCUCAGCUCUCCCAGUUAUUAUACACUGAACAAUUCAUUGGAAAUAAGAGCUGAUGCCUGAUAUAAUGUUGCACUAUAAGAAACUAUAAAAUGUCUAAUUUAAUAUAUAUUUAAUAUUUUUAACAGUUAAAUUAUAAAUAGCUUAAUUUCCCCGUUUUUAGCCAGAAAUACUUAAAAAUCUUUAAUAAUACUAAAGUGCAUGUAUGAAAAAAAAAAUAUUUGCUUGAUGAUAGAUCCAAAAUAGCAUCCCAGAACAGAAAAUGUUCGACUUUACAGUUUAGCUUAAUUUUACAAAUCAUAAACAAAAGAUUUUAUUUUUAAAAAGUAAACACAGAUGCAGUAUAGUACACUAACGUAUAACGUACUUGACGACGAAUAAACUGUAAUGGUGAAAAAUGUGGCAGCACAGAACAUCGUCACAACAUUAAUGAGUUGGAAUUUAUUUCUUAUAAUUAAUUAUUAUAAUUAUCUCUAUAUUGUGAUUAUUUGGUUGUCUAGGUUUAUGGUCAUAUAUAUGUACAGUAUAUGACAUCCGGCUGCACAGCACGUCUAGUGUUCUGGUACAGCUGCAGGUCAAAUGGACUGUUUCACAUCAGAUAAGUGCUCUAAAAUUAAUUCAGCCCAUAUUUAUCACUUACUAACAACAGCAUGUUUACCAUUUUGUUCUAAUUGUGUUGUAGUAUAAUUCUGUAUGAAUAAUUAUUAUAUAUUCAUUGUAAUAUACGACCAACCGUAGUGUCAGAAAGCAACAGCCUAAGCUGUGAUUAUGCCAAAUAUUAAAUUUCUACGGUGUAUAGUAUCCCAUAAUGCCUUCUGGCCCACAUUUAAUUCCGCUGGCGUCAUCAGUAAUGCGUAAAAAUGUACGGCGUGGUCUGAACUUGAGGAUUUUAUAUGAUUAUUUAAUGUUUUUAGGGAGACUUGCAGCAGUGCAUGCUCAUCGUAUUUUAGAUUUUUCAUGCUCCUGGCACUUUUUUCACCUUUAACUGAAAUCUAACACGGUGCGGUUUUAAAUAAACAAAGGACGGUCUCUCAGUUUUGCAUAGUGUUGUAUUUGAAUGAAUUUUCUACCAUAUAUGGAUCUGCCUCAGCGCAUUGUUGCAGCUCUACUGUAGGCGGUCACUAGAGAGCGGUGGCUCAGUUUCUGACCUGGCCUGGUUUAAGGCAGAACACCUGGCCUGGAAAACUCUGAGUGUGCACAGCAUCCAGAACCACCCGCUCCCAGAGCCUAAACCUGCUUCCACCCAGCAACAGUGCAGAGAGACUCAGUGAGCACAGGUCACCUCUUACAGAGGAGAGGAGACUCGGGGAGAACAGAAGAGAGGAGUAGCCUAAACACUCAGACCGCAGACGAAACGGGAAAGAGUCUCACUUCAGUGAAAUAAGAGGUAAAAGUGCUCCCUGGUUCUCCAAGGGUUCUUUAGCAAAGACAGUGCUUGUAUUUAGCAAUGGUUCUAUGCAUGGUGAAAUGCUUCUUUAGAUUGAUGGAUAGUGUGUUGCAUAUGGUUCUAUGCAGCACCAAAAAGGGUUCUGCUGUUGUUACAAACUCAGUCAUACAUCAAUAGAAAACCCCUUUUUUGGUGGUAUGUAGACCCAUUGAUGGUUCUUCGAGAGUUCUUUAGUGCAGAAAAUGGUUCUAUAUAGAACCAUGAACACAUUCGAAUGCUUAAAGGGUUCUUAGCAUGGUGAAAUGGUUCUUAAGAUUGAUGGAUAGUGUGUUGUAUAUGGUUCUAUGUAGCACCAAAAACGGUUCUGCUAUUGUUACAACAACAUAGAACAGAAGAAUGAUUUUUAUAUAGAACCAUACACUUUUUAAAAAGAUGGUUCUUUAAGGCAGCUUUAGUACAGAAAAUAGUGCUAUGAACCAUAAACACUCAAAGACAUUUGAUUGCUUAAAGGGUUCUCUGCAUGGUGAAAUGGUUCUUUAGACUGAUGGAGAAUGUUUUGUAAAUGUUUCUGUAUAGAACCUUUUUGAGAGGGGUUCUAUGUAUCACCAAAAAGGAUUGUGCUAUUGUUACAAGCUUGACGACAGUAGAACACGCUUUAGUACUGCAUAGAACCAAUUUGCAUGCUUAAAUGGUUCUUUGCAUGUUGAAACACUUUUCAAAUUGGUGGAGAAUGUGUUGUAUAUGGUUCUGUAUAGCACCAAAAAGGGUUCUUCUAUUCUUACAAUGCCAAGCUUAUAACAGCUCUUUUUGGUGCUAUAUAGAACCAGUUUCACAAAUGUUCUUUAUAGAACCAUAAGCAACACCUUCUCCAUCAUUUUAAAAGAAACAUUUCACUUGUAGAAGAACCAUUUAAGAAUGAAAUGGCUCAAAUGUAGAACUCAUGGUUCUAAAUGGAACCAUUGCCUUUACUAUAGAACCCUUGAAGAACCAUCUUAAGUGUGAAGCAAAAAAAACAAACUGGGGUCAAAUCUGGUUUCUGGUCUAAAAACAGAGCUGAGUUCCACUGUAGAACCGCAGGGGAGCCUCUCAGUCCAUCCAGCGUCCAUCAGCGCAGACAGUGAAGUUUGUUCGACUCAGUUUUUGGUCUAAAACAAGACGCUGAGCUCCAAAGCGAGAGGACUAAGAACCCGUAAGGACUGCAGGAGCUGUACUAACACAACAGGGGAUUAGAAAGGAAAUGUUAAUGACUAAAGUGGAGCGGAGUAAGAAGUAGAUUAGGUUCCUCGCUAAUAAAGUUCAGAAGUAAGAGUACAUUUGAAAAUACUCAAAAAUCCAUCAGACCUUCACUGAGGUACAUUCAGCCGAGUAAUAAAAGAUGCACAUGGCUUCGGUUUGGGCUUAAGCAGUCUUUAGCAGCUCAAGCGUUUUAGUUUAGACCAAAAGGAGCAGAGUAGAGCUGAACAGACUCUGCUUCAUAUGCUGAUUCGGGCUAAGACGCUUUGCAGAAAGCGCAUAUAAUUGUUGAUUCCCACUGUUAACGGUGAAUUAAUCACAUCUCUGUGUUUUGAAGGUUCUGGAAGCAGCUGUGUGCUCAAGGCCAUGUCACCAGAUGGAGCAUAAAUAAUUUUUGUCCCAUUUCUCGCUGUUUGUUAAAUGUAUUUUACAUGCUAUUGUAUUUUACAUGAGUGAUUAUAAUUAUUUAAGUAUUUGCCAGUACACAGAUUUAGAGCUCUUUAUUUGACUGUCAUGAUGUAAUUAGAUAGAUAGAUAGAUAGAUAGAUAGAUAGAUAGAUAGAUAGAUAGAUAGAUAGAUGUGAUUGGGACACUUACAUUAAUUUGUACAGUAGUUUGGUAAUUGUUCGUUUGUGUUAUUCAAGGUGCGGAAUAAAGUGAAACAUACUGACUUUA